Molecule: messenger RNA, 1128 nt
Organism: Echinococcus granulosus
Lineage: Eukaryota; Metazoa; Platyhelminthes; Cestoda; Cyclophyllidea; Taeniidae
Product: S-adenosylmethionine decarboxylase proenzyme
Exons: 11
Coding region: 1-1128 (375 amino acids)
Biological process (GO): spermine biosynthetic process; spermidine biosynthetic process
Cellular component (GO): cytosol
Molecular function (GO): adenosylmethionine decarboxylase activity
Source: RefSeq, a predicted model, not a curated record
AUGUGUAUUGCUUUUACAACUAUGCCACAAUUGUCGCCUGUCCAUAUCAAUUUUGAUAUGAAAAAGUACGAAGGCGCUGAAAAACUCCUUGAAAUUUGGUUCUUCUACGAUGAAGACAGGAUUUCACUUUGUCGUGGAUGCCCAAAUCUUCUUGAGCUGAAAAGAGCUCAAAUUGAGCACCUAUUGAAAAUGGCUCAUUGCGAAAUCGUUGCUGAGUAUCACAACAAACGACAGUUCAGUUUUAUUCUUAGUGAAAGCAGUCUUUUCAUAACCAAGAAUCGCAUCAUUCUCAAAACCUGCGGCCAAACUCAGAUUCUUCAGUCAUUGAAGCCGCUCAUCCGGUACGCCAUGCGCCUGGGUUUCGCAAAAUACGUGUUGUACUACUCUCGGCGGUCCUUCUUGUUUCCCGAGUUACAGGCCGAACCGCAUGGAGACUUUAAAAAUGAGGUUUGUAACAUUUUUUCCUCUCACUUUCUCCUUUCAGCAGGAGCCGGCUACACCCUUGGUCGUUUGAACGGCGAUUGUUGGAACUUCUACCGCGGUCAGUCAACCUCAGCACAGCUGAAAGAGCCUCCAGGUCAAACGCUGGAACUAAUGAUGCGUGACCUCAAUCCAGUCAGAAUGGAGGUCUUCUACGCACGCGCUUCGCACUCCGCUGAGGAGGCUACUAAAUGUUCGGGCAUCGCGGAUCUCUUUCCUCAUGGACGGGUGUCUUCCUACCUCUUCACUCCAUGUGGCUACUCCGCCAACGGGCUCAUGAAUGAGGACGAGUAUUUCACCGUUCACGUCACCCCCGAGCCCGAGUUCUCCUACGUCAGCUUUGAGACAAACGUGGCGAUGGACAACUACCCCGCCUUCAUCUCCCGUGUUCUUGAUAUCUUCCAGCCCGAGUCAUUUAUCUGUACCUUCUUCUCUGAUUCGUCUUCAACAUACUCAACGCACGCGAUCUUGGAGAAAGCGGUGACACUGUCCGGCUACUGUCGCUGCGAUCUACACUCCGCCUGCAUGGAUUAUGGGCGCAAACUCACUUUUGUGAAGUACUUUCGCGUCAGUGACCGAUCCGAGGGAGCGGAUGCAGUGUUGGUAGCGGAGACGAUGGGACAAGAAGUGGAUAGUCUACUGAUUUAG